CGCGUGGCCGCUGGCGUGUCGCCGCGUGGACGCGGGUGCUGUCUAGCGCCGCGUGUGCGGCGCAGGCCCGAGACCUGAGUAAAGCCGGCGCUGGGCGAGGUGCGUGUUCACCGUCACUUAGGACAGAAAGCAUUUCCUGAGCUCCCGCUGUGUGGGGACGUUGGAUGCACAGACGGUCUACCGCGCACCCCGCGCCUGCAGCCCCUCGCGACCGAGUUCAGACUGACGGCCGAGCGGGAGAGUAACCACACGGAAGCCCGCGCUCGGGGCCAGGGGCGCCGCAGGCCCCGGGGUGUGGGAGCCGCGCAGAAGAAGCGGGGCAAAAGAGAAAGCGCCGGGCAAGGCCGUUUGGCCCGAGGAUCUAAGAACACGGGCCGGCAGCGACGGCCAAGUUUUAAGAUAAAGGUGAUUUAAAAGAAUUACGUGGGAGGCCUAGCAGCCGCGCCGCCUCCUGCCGCUCUGUGCUCACGCCCACCGUGUUGCCCACACUCCCAGGCUCCCCAUCAUGGACGCUCUGUCUGAAGCAAAUGGCACUUUUGCCAUAAACCUUCUGAAAAAGCUAGGUGAAGACAAAUCGAAGAAUGUGUUUUUCUCGCCCUUCAGCAUCUCCUCUGCCCUGGCCAUGGUCCUUGUGGGGGCAGAGGGGAACACCGCAGCCCAGAUGGCCCAGACACUUUCUUUAAGUAAAAGCAGUGGCAGAGGUGAUGUCCACCAGUGCUUCCAGUCACUUCUCGCCGAGGUUAACAGGACUGGCACACAGUACUUGCUUAGAACUGCCAACAGGCUCUUCGGAGAAAAGUCUUAUGACUUCAGCUUAUCUUUCAAAGAUUCCUGCCACAAAUUCUACCAAGCGGAGAUGGAAGAGCUGGACUUCUUCAAAGCUGCAGAGGAGGCCAGGAAACACAUCAACACCUGGGUGGUGAACAAGACCGAAGGUAAAAUUACAGAGGUGCUGUCUCCAGGUUCCAUUAAUCCAGGUACUCCUCUGGUUCUCGUGAACGCCAUCUACUUCAAAGGAACCUGGGAAAGUCAGUUUAACAAGGAGCACACCCAGGAGAGACCGUUUAAAGUCAGCAAGAAUGAGCAGAAACCUGUGCAAAUGAUGUUUAAGAAAUCUACCUUUAACAUGACCUACAUCAGAGAAAUAUUCACCAAGAUUCUGGUGCUGCCCUACGUCGGCAGAGAGCUGAACAUGAUCAUCAUGCUUCCCAAUGAGAACGUCGACCUGGAAACGGUGGAAAGGCAGCUCACCUAUGAGAAAUUUGCAGAGUGGACCAGGCCCGACAUGAUGGACGAAGGGGAGGUGGAAGUGCUCCUCCCACGGUUCCAGCUGGAGGAGAAGUAUGACAUGAAGGACGUCCUCUGCUCGCUGGGCAUGACUGAUGCCUUUGAGCAGAACAGGGCAGACUUCUCUGGGAUGUCGUCGGGGAGAAACCUAUUUCUGUCCAAGGUCGUGCACAAGUCCUUUGUGGAGGUCAACGAGGAAGGCACGGAGGCCUCAGCGGCCACGGUGGCCAUCAUGAUGCUUCGCUGCGCCCUAAGGACGCCCAGGUUCUGUGCCGACCGCCCCUUCCUCUUCUUCAUCCAGCACAGCAAGACCAGCAGCAUCCUGUUCUGUGGCCGCUUCUCCUCCCCUUAGGAAGUCGCUGCCAGGCAAGGCCCUCUCCUGCCUCCUCUGACCCACUCUCCUCUGACACCUCAAUGUGCCUGAGCUCAAAGGGACCUUUGGUCACCAUCAAAAAUAAAGGGCCUGAUUUUGAAAAAAAAUAAAAAAUUAAUAAAAGAAUUACGAGAACUAA
Messenger RNA from Miniopterus natalensis, 1799 nucleotides. The record is from RefSeq and is a predicted model, not a curated record. Lineage: Eukaryota; Metazoa; Chordata; Mammalia; Chiroptera; Miniopteridae.